Trematosphaeria pertusa is the source of this 375-nucleotide messenger RNA. RefSeq lists its product as uncharacterized. The transcript has a single exon. The record is from RefSeq and is a predicted model, not a curated record. Bases 42 to 281 code for a protein of 79 amino acids. NCBI's taxonomy places the organism in Eukaryota, Fungi, Ascomycota, Dothideomycetes, Pleosporales, Trematosphaeriaceae.
CGGUGGCGAUCACUCCAGAUCAUGCUUUCAAGCCAUGCGCGAUGAUGUACCAUGGGCAAAUCACCUUUGCUCUCUGCAUUCUUCUGCAUCGCUGUUCUGGAGUCGCAGGUACGAGCGGUAAUCCUAGGGUUUGCACCGCUCAAAUUGCGGCCUCGGCUGGUAUCAUAGAUGGCAAGGGGAGGGGGAGUGUGGGACCUGAGCGGUAUCUCUCGCCUGAUAUUAUAUACAUUUAUAUAUUUCCAGGGUGCUGUGCCCUAGUGACGGACUGCCUUCGUAUAUAGAACCAUGGCAGGCUGGCCCCGUUGCUAAGCCUGAAGAUGGGAUAACGCCUCCUAUGCAGGUGCUCGAAAAUCAAAAAAUGUGGGAAGAGAAAGG